Molecule: messenger RNA, 2611 nt
Organism: Oxyura jamaicensis (ruddy duck)
Lineage: Eukaryota; Metazoa; Chordata; Aves; Anseriformes; Anatidae
Gene: MED21
Product: mediator complex subunit 21
Exons: 4
Coding region: 111-545 (144 amino acids)
Biological process (GO): regulation of transcription by RNA polymerase II
Cellular component (GO): mediator complex
Molecular function (GO): transcription coregulator activity
Source: RefSeq, a predicted model, not a curated record
GCUUUUUAACCAAGUCCCGAGUUACCCGGGACCGCGGCUCCUCCCGGCCUACAGGGGGCGGGCCCGGCCCGGCUCGGCCUGGUAUCCGGGCGGGCAGGGACAGCAGCGCCAUGGCGGACAGGCUAACGCAGCUGCAGGACGCCGUGAACUCGCUCGCAGACCAGUUCUGCAAUGCCAUCGGAGUGCUGCAGCAGUGCGGCCCGCCGGCCUCCUUCAGCAACAUCCAGACGGCAAUCAACAAGGACCAGCCGGCUAAUCCAACAGAAGAAUAUGCCCAGCUGUUUGCAGCAUUGAUUGCACGAACUGCAAAAGAUAUUGAUGUUCUAAUAGAUUCCCUGCCUAGUGAAGAAUCAACAGCAGCUUUACAGGCUGCUAGUCUGUAUCGAUUAGAAGAAGAAAAUCACGAAGCAGCUGCCCGUCUGGAAGAGGUGGUUUAUCGUGGAGAUAUGCUGCUGGAAAAGAUACAGAGUGCCCUUGCAGAUAUUGCCCAGUCACAGCUGAAGACAAGAAGCGGUACGCAUAGCCAGCCCCUUCUGGACUCGUAGCACCAGGGGGCAGCGCACCCCUGCAAAACACAACAGCGAAAGCCAGGUGAAACCACAGCCCUGUAUCUACAGGGAACUGCAGCACCCAGCCCUGCUCCUGUGGGACUUCCAACUUCUCUGAUCGUUGGUAACAAUGUCUUUCCUCAGAGGUUAAGGCAUGUGACAUGUGAGAAACACAUGGUAGUUCUCUUCUGAAAUUUCAUAUCUUAGUGUGUAUUUCUUUGACUUAAAAUAUUAAUAUCUUUUUUUUUUUUCUGUUCAUAGAUAUGUCUGACUUCAGUAUGUUACUUUUUAUAUGGGCCUUAAUGUCUAAAAGAAACAAAAUUACUGUAAUAAUAUUUGUAUAAUUUACUCAUCUGUCUGCAAACUUCUGUGUUCUUGGUGUAUUUUCUGUAAAGCUCAAAUGCUGUUUAAUUUGCCAGAGUUCAUACAGAUAAUGCUAGACAAUGGCAUGAAUACAGUGGUGGCCAUCUGUUUUAAUUAACAAAAAUGGUAAUUAAACAUUUGUAUUACUACUUAGCUUAUCUUUUACAGAGCAAAUAAAGGGGUAGGUAAACUCUAAAGUUUUCAGAGUAAGUGUUCAUGCCAUUGGUAUCUCAUUUAAAAAUAAAUAAAUCUGCAGAUACCUGGUAUGACAUUUAUUAUCAUUUGUAAUUCACAAACAGGUCUUUGACUCCAUUGCAGCCACUGACAUGCUGUUACUUGCUCAUUGCUCUGCUUCUGCUGCUGCUCUGCAUUCUCAUGGCAACUGGUGAAUUCCUCUAAAGCAGACAGCAAUGAGGUAGCAUUGGAUGGCUCUGAGAAACUAGCAUGAAGAACCAAAAGUAACUUAUCUACUAUUGCUUUUCAGCAUAAGCAGUUGCUGCCAUGUGAAUGCUAAAAUCAUAAGCAGCAAAAGGCCUGUAAUCCCCACCAUGCUGUAGAGAGGUUUUUCUUUUUAUCUUCACACAUUGAAAAAACUUGUGCCCCUCCUCCUAGGACUCUAGAAAUGCCAACAUCUUUUAUUUCAUUUGGAAAAAAUAAAAUGCAAAAUAAAACCAACAAAAACAAACCCACCAGAUGAUUUGGGCUUCAGCACAUGAACUUGGAGUUGAACUGUUGGUUGCUUUCUGUCUUUGAGUUACCCAUCUCGUAUUACUCUUUAUUUCUACAUGUCUACUCAUUUUCUGAUCAAGACUACCUACUUCUGUGUAUUGGACAUGCAUCAACUUAGGUAAUGUGUAUUGCUAAUGUGGAUGGACUGAUAAGAGCAAUUCAAGUAGGUCUUUAGCAAUCUGAUCUGUAGGGAAUUAGAUCCUUCUGCUUAGUAGGCUGCACCAAUGGAAUGAAGAGUGUAAUAUGGCACAGAGUGGUAGGUGUUGUAGCAGCAUGUUUUGUGGAUUAAAAACUACAAAGGUGUUCCAACCUGUAAAAUAUUAAAAUUGACGUAUUUAAUCAGGCUUGUAUUUAAUAUUUAGUUAAACUUGCAUUUCUAUAGUCAUAAAUUUAGUCUGCUAUUGCCAGGCUUACACCAUACAGAUUGCUGAGAAGAAGAAACAACUGGGGAGGUAAAAAGGCUACAGCACAAUUCCAGUUCUCUAAUGGUAUAUUUAUGUAAAAUAACUGAGCUGUGGCAACUUACUAAGCCUUGUAAAUAUGCCUGUGGUCAAUGGAGGCUGAGGGGCAAAAUUUUCAUUUGAAGUAAGCUUGUCGGGCCUACUCUUUUCUGGAAAAACUGCAACCCGUGCAUCUGAAGAUGAUAGACUUGGAAAACUUUAAGUGAAGUGCUUGGGGUUUGCUUAUGUAUUUUUAUAGGUAUUGAGACAUCUUUAUUUCAUAUUUGUACAUUCCUGGAAAAGGGAUUAGUUCUUUAUAGUAGAUUCCCUAGUACAGUUGAAUAUGGACAUCACCUCAAAUUUGUUGACUUUGAAACUUCCUUUUUCAGAGAUGGUGUACGUUUUCACUAUCAGUACAGUUUUUGUUUCAUAUAUUUUUAUUUUUGUACUUGAAAGCUGUUGUAUUAAUGCAACUUAAUAUUGCUUAGCUGUAGAAGUUUUCCUUAUUUGAAUACAGUAGACUGCUUUAAA